UGUCUAUCAAUUUUAUGACGACUAUCUUGCGGUAUAGAUCGACAAAUGUGCUUCUGGUCUUGUUUGCUGUUGAUCAACCACCCACUACCGGCGCACAAGCAACCACGACACCCCUAUUCCCCGUUCCGGCAGACCUCGGAUCCCACAACACCAAGGCCCAGCGAAAGCAACAACCCGCCCAAGCUCUCUCUUACCAACUUCAUGCGUGGAUCCAAGUCCCGACGAGCAUUGUCACCCCCUCGGCAUUAUGUCAUAAGCACCGUCGGUUGCACACCGCACCGUGCGCGCGUGUCUUCUGACAGGCAAGAAACAUGAAAAGCUGGGGUAUGCUACUACUAAUUGCGCAACGGCUGUCGUUCAUUUGGCGAUUUUCCCUUGUGGGUAAUUUCCUUCAGGUUUCAUAGGAGGGUGAUCCUCGACCGGCGGCGGUCGGCAUCGACAAAUCGGGUCAUUCAUAAGACGGCCUGCUCUUGCCGAACUAGCACAGCAAAUGCGGAUGCCAUGGAAGGAUAGAAGUCUGGGGCAUGUCUUCCAUAAGGCCGCCGGUCACUGGGCUGGGUGCUUUGAUGAUCGUUGCGGAGGCGAAGUCGGGGUUUGCAUGCAACCUCAGGAUGUGUACCAUGUUCCAUGUUACUGUAAGCUGCCAUGGUCUGUGAGCGCGCAUUAGCAAGCACCGUUUCUUAGUCUGCUAGUUCAAGGUCACGAUGCUCACGUCGGGUGGAUAUUCUUCCUGCCCCAAAUUGAAAUUGCCGCAAAGGAUGAUCCGCCGA
Alternaria alternata is the source of this 770-nucleotide messenger RNA. RefSeq lists its product as hypothetical. Lineage: Eukaryota; Fungi; Ascomycota; Dothideomycetes; Pleosporales; Pleosporaceae. The transcript has a single exon. The record is from RefSeq and is a predicted model, not a curated record. Bases 15 to 299 code for a protein of 94 amino acids.